UUGAUUACAUAUUAAUAUUAUGAUUAUAAAAGUAUCAUCAGCUGUUAUUCAAACGAAUCGCGAAUUGUCGCAGGUCUUCCUAUUGUUGUCUUACGCCUCUGUGGUUUUGUCUUUUGUUUCAACGAGCUCAAUAAUUAAUUAUUAAUUUUAUUAGAUGCAAGGCACACUGCAGACUGCAGUACUGCAUACAGCUGCACAGACGUCAAACACUCCCACCAUUUCAAUACUCCGGUAUAUUAUUAUUGGACCCGACUAUUGACAGUACAAUAAUAUAAAAUAUUGUAUUUAAUGAGACAUAAUAAUAUUAAUUAUUUCGAAAUUAUGACGUAUGACACUAUGACUGUACCACUGUUCAGAAAAUCGAUCAAGCGGAAUUAUCUUUUUUCUAUGGACAUUAUUUAUUAUAAUAAUUUGCAGGCAGUACUUUGUUAAUAGUAACAUUUUAUACAUUUGAGGUUUUCAUUGCACAGUUCCUGUUCUUGUUUUUCGAUUUAUGGUUGGAAAAUUCGAGAUAUAAUAUUGAAAAAUGGCUGGAUGUGUUGAACACUUAUCUGAUGCCAUGGGCACUUUGUCAGUGAAUGAUGACCACUGGAAUGAACUUGGAUUGGAUGAAAAUAUUCGAAAACAGUUGAAAAAAAUUGAAAACGAAUGUGAGAGUAUUUUUUCAUGGGACAUCCAACGAUUAACUGGAUGUAAUCAAAAUCUUUUGAUUAAUCGUAUUGAUAAGGUUCGAGAAAAGAUAGAAAUGAUUAUUGACAAGGACGAUGAAUACAAUUUAAAUAGAUUUUAUUUACAACUAAUAGUUAGUUAUGAACUUUAUAUUAACAAAAGUUAUAAAGAGUCAUACUGGGAAAUCGAAAAUGUUGUUAAAUUUAUGGAAACGUGUAAAUAUGAUGAAUCAAACGAACAGUACUCUGAUGCAUAUAACCAUAUUGCUCGUGCCACCUUAGCUUACAUUGCUUUAACAUUACAAAUUGACUCAGAAAAGUUAUUGAAGAAUCUUAAGCAAAUCAACAAUUUUAAUCGAGCUGAAAAAGCUGCAGUUUGUGCUGUUAAAGCUAGAAUUUUUAUGGAGUAUCCGCCUAAAGGAAAUGAUAUAGCAUUAAAAUUUGCUGAUCAAGCUCGUACCUUUCAUUCUACUGAACCUGAAUGGAUAGUAAUUUGGCUAAAAGCUAAAGGACGAGUAAGACGUUAUUACGAACAAUAUACAAUUCCAGACGACAAUGAAAUGGACGCUGCAGAAAUGUUAUGCUCUACCAAAACAAAGGCUCGACUUUUAAUUCAAGCUUCUAAAGUUUAUAUGGAAGCAGCAUUUGCUAAUAAAUUAAAAAAUAAUAAAGAAGAAUCAAAUAAAUAUUAUAAACUUUCGUCUGAUAUUACUAAAAAAUCAGUUGAAUUAGCCAAAGAUGACAUAAAACAGCUUUAUUCUUGCCUACUGACAUGUAUUGAUUAUCCUAAAGAGUUAUUAUCAAAAUCUAUGAUGGACAACUUAAUUGCAAAACUGACAAAUGUGAAAAAUAGCCGCGUGGAUCAAGUUCUAGGCAAAUAUUAUUUAAAAAAUGAAAGGGAUUAUGAAAAAGCAAAAAUUCAUUUAUCUCGUGGAAUGGCUGCUGGUCAUUUUAGUAGUUCAUUGCAGUUAAUAAAAGUAGAGUGCCUUUUACAACCUGUCGAUAAAUUUCCUCUUGUUCAAACAUUAAAAAUGAUGUAUGAUGUUUUUCCCAGCCCAAAAAGAAGGCUUAUUAUUUUAUCACAAAUAUUGAUUUAUUACAAUUACUGUGAAAAUAAUCCUAAAGAAAUGAUGCGCUACUUAAAAAUGUAUAUUGAUCAAGACAUUGAAGAUACAUUUAAAAAACGUCAUUUAAUUUUUGCUCAUCCACUUUUUAAGGUAAAUGGAUUCAAACCAAAACAAUUUUUAAACGUUCUAUCUAUGGAAGUAAAAGAAUUAGUUAACAAUUAUAAAUGGAAUUCAGAAGAAAAAAAGAUGAUAGAUAAUAUAUUCGAACGGUUGAUUAGAAUUUCAAGAUUGCAUUUUAAUGAUGAUAAUAAAACUGCUUUUCACAGUAAAAAUGAAACCAAAAGAUAUCCUAAUAAUAAUAGAAGAAAUGAAUCUUGGCGAAAACAAAAAGUUGAUUCGUCAGAAAAUUUGUCUAAUAAGAGUCAACAACACCCAUUUUCUUUUAAGAAGUCUUUAGAAAAUCAUGGGACUCCAGUUAUAGAACCAUUAACAAAUCAACAUAAAUUAAUUGAUAAAAGUGUUGAAUUACCUUUAAAAACCCCUAUUGAUGAACCAAUGAAGAGUUUGAAAGAUUCAAAUAGUACUGAAACAAAACUAAAAAAAUUUGAAAACAAAUUUAGUUCCUUGGGAGGUUUACAUGUUGUGUCAUUAGAAAACAAUUCUAUCAAAAAACCAUUAAGUAGUAGAGUACAUGUUAGAGGUAGUAACAGAUAUAAUGGUUCUAGACCAAGUUGGCGAAAUCAGCAAGAUGUUUCUCAAAAUCAAAACAGCUUUGAAAUAUUUCAUAGUAAUGGUAUUAAUUCUCAACGCUUUCGAGGAGAUAAAAAUGUAUACUCGAAAAAUCAAGAUACUGGAAACCCAAAACAUGAAUUUGGCAAUCAUUCUCUAUUUGGUCGGUCAAAUAAAGAUACUAAUGAUUUAGCGUAAAAUGUAUUAUUCACAUUUUAUUUUAAAUGAAAUUGUACAACUUAUUUACUUACUAUUUUUUCUAUAUUAUAAUAUAUAAUCUAUGUAUUAGUAAAUCAAUUAGCUAUUAAUUUUAUCAUCUGUUAUUUGUGAAUUUUUAUAUUAUGUUGACUAUAGCUGUAUUGAGUUAAUUAAAUAACUGAUCAUUUUUUUAUUUACCUAAA
This is a messenger RNA of Aphis gossypii (cotton aphid), 2865 nucleotides long. RefSeq lists its product as uncharacterized. The transcript has 8 exons. The record is from RefSeq and is a predicted model, not a curated record. The coding region runs from base 527 to 2662 and encodes 711 amino acids. NCBI's taxonomy places the organism in Eukaryota, Metazoa, Arthropoda, Insecta, Hemiptera, Aphididae.